This is a messenger RNA of Coregonus clupeaformis (lake whitefish), 2312 nucleotides long. RefSeq names its product inositol-trisphosphate 3-kinase B-like. Gene Ontology annotation, cellular component: nucleus; cytoplasm. Bases 426 to 2312 code for a protein of 628 amino acids. The record is from RefSeq and is a predicted model, not a curated record. Lineage: Eukaryota; Metazoa; Chordata; Actinopteri; Salmoniformes; Salmonidae. Gene Ontology annotation, molecular function: inositol-1,4,5-trisphosphate 3-kinase activity; inositol tetrakisphosphate kinase activity. The transcript has 8 exons. Gene Ontology annotation, biological process: inositol phosphate biosynthetic process.
AAACAACGGCCUAGUACUACGCCAAAGCGAAGGGUUGAAGAACUCAAGGGGUCAAGUAUUUUGGACACACAGCGGGAGAAAAAGUUUAUUUAUACGAGAACUGGCCGUCCUUUUGCUUGUGAGGAAAUAAAAAGAUUGUGUGCUAUGUGAAAUUCGCUUAAUUUAAGAGAUGUUUAAUGUUCUGAAUCGCGCUGGAUUGCACUCGGUGCUGUAGACAUUCUCAACGGCUUUGAGGGUUGGACAGCCACCGGUUCGGUAUAGCAGGACUCCUAUUAGGACGAGGUGUCUGUUAGUACAAGCAGAUUCAGCAGGGAAUUCCACCUCUCCUCUCACAUACCCCACCAAAUGCUGGGGUGUAGACGCCAGAGCAGCAACCAGGACUAGGGCUAGAUGGGAGCCCAUACUGACAGUGCCAGCCUGAUACUAUGGCUGCUUAUUCCCUGAGCAGUCUGAUUAUGAUGAAUAGCAACAAUCUGAAGAGUGAGAGCAGCCCUCGGACUGGGAGGCCUGUGCUGCCUGUGCCAGACCGCUCCCCUGGGGCCUCCUUCGUCUUCCCCCCCUCUCCAGACCCCGGCAGCCACCUUGAAACCCUGGGGGUGAUCGUGGGAAAGCGUGUCCGCCGGCUCAGCAGCAACGGAGAUGAUGAGGCCCCCAACGGGGAGGUGAAGCGCCAGAAAUUGGAGGUCAACAAGAAAGUGGGUCUGUGCGGGGCCCACAUCUCGAGGCCCCCGCGCAGAACAGUCCCAGCCUCCAAGCACAACCAGCCCGCCCAGGUGCCCCCCCCCAACCCCCCACAGAGCGACUGCCCUCCAAGCCUUCCCAAGGAGCUCCAGAACGGGAAAGGGUGUCACUGCUUGGAGGAGGGAGUAACGGGGAACGGCAGAGUGGAAAAUAACACGGCUGACCCAAAUACGGAACAGGGCAGUCUGCUGGUGAACAAAUCAGCAGGAACUUGGGCGCAAGCUGACAGUUCAGCAGGCAGUUACUCCCCGAGUUCACUGGGGGUUGGGAGCUUCUUGGCAGGCAGCGACAGCAAGCGCCCUGCGGAGUGGGCCCAGACCUGCCUGACAAAGGCAGGAGCGGAGCCAACGGAAACCCAGCCGCAAGCAGCCUCGGCCUGGGCCGGCAGGGAGGGGAGCUGCCCAGAAGUGGGGACCACCAUCCCAGCCAUCAUAGUCACCGACCACGGGAUGGAGGCCCAGGGAGAAGGCUGUGAUCCGGGCAGCGAGCCCCAGCAGAGCCCCAGGUCAUCCCGAGGCUUGAGGAAGCUGUCCUCCUCAUCAGCCUCCUCCACAGGCUUCUCCUCCUCCUGGGAGGAAUCAGAGGAUGACAUCUCCAGCGACCCAGAAAGAGCCGAGGGACUGUCACCUGCCCUCCUCAACACCCAGCAGAAAGCGCACAAGUCAUGGAAGAAGAUCAAGAUCAUGGUCAACUGGUCUCCGUUCGUCAUGUCUUUCAAGAAAAAGUACCCUUGGAUCCAGCUGGCGGGUCAUGCAGGCAGUUUCAAGGCGGGGGCUAACGGGCGGAUCCUGAAGAAGCACUGUGACUGUGAGCAGCGCUGCUUGGACUGGCUGAUGAAAGACGUGCUGCGUCCCUACGUACCGGCCUACCACGGAGACGUGGAGAAGGACGGGGAGAAGUACAACCAGAUGGAUGAUCUGCUCUCUGAGUUCGACCUGCCAUGCGUCAUGGACUGCAAGAUGGGUGUCAGGACGUACCUGGAGGAGGAGCUGACCAAGGCCCGUAAGAAUUCCAGUCUGAGGAAGGACAUGUACCAGAAGAUGGUGGAGGUGGAACCCCUGGCGCCCACACCCGAGGAGCAGGAGCAGCAGGCGGUCACCAAGCCCCGCUACAUGCAGUGGAGAGAGACCAUCAGCUCCACCGCUACACUGGGCUUCCGCAUCGAGGGCAUCAAGAAGGAAGACGGGACGGUAAACAGAGACUUUAAAAAGACCAGGAGCAUGGAGCAAGUGACAGAAGCGUUCAACGACUUUCUCAAAGGAAACCAGAACAUCCUGAACUGUUAUCUGGACCGACUGAAGGACAUCAGGGACACUCUGGAAAGAUCAACCUUCUUCAAGACCCACGAGGUGAUUGGCAGCUCACUGCUGUUCAUCCAUGAUAAGCGGGGGCAGGCCAAGGUGUGGAUGAUAGACUUUGGGAAGACCACCCCUCUGCCUGAAGGACAGGUCCUGAGUCACAGGGCCACCUGGGAGGAGGGCAACCGCGAGGACGGCUACCUCUAUGGCCUGGACCACCUCAUAGACAUUCUCACCCAUAUGGUGGUGACCCCAAAGCCAGAAUCACUCUAA